Messenger RNA from Zymoseptoria tritici IPO323, 719 nucleotides. RefSeq lists its product as uncharacterized. The coding region runs from base 19 to 348 and encodes 109 amino acids. The record is from RefSeq and is a predicted model, not a curated record. Lineage: Eukaryota; Fungi; Ascomycota; Dothideomycetes; Mycosphaerellales; Mycosphaerellaceae. The transcript is spliced from 2 exons.
UCAACACGCCUCGGCAGCAUGGCAUCGUUCACGCUCGCCUACAGACAUGCUGCAAUUUCAAGGACCCUCGCAGCUGGAACCCAUGGCUUCAUCGCAGCACGCCCGCCGCCCAGCCCAGCCUUUUUUGCAGCUUCCCGUGGAGCCUUCAAGUCAGCACUCCUUCCAUUGCGUGUCUCUGGCUUCUCCACGACCGGAACUCAACGAAAAGAGAAGGAAAAAUGGACACCCUGGUUCCAUGACCAGGCCAUGAAAGUGUGGGAGACAGAGUUUGAGAUGACAAGAAACACGAUCAAAGACCCGGAGAACCAAGAACGCGAGAUCGCGCUGAUCAGGCGGAGCGUGAAAUGAUGGGAAGCAGGAAUAACGGAGCGAUUCCAGAUGACACCAGCGGAGACGCUGUCAGCAGUGCGCAAACAUGCUUACUAUGUUAAGCUGUGUGCACAGCACUGGAGACAUAUCAACUGCUUCAGAAAGGUUCAUGUCGGAUUCAUUGUCGCGGCACCAUUCGCUAUGGUUGCUGUUGUCUACUACAUGUUAUCGAUCGCAUUCCGGAUAAUAGGAAUGUUGUUGUGAAUUGAGAUCUUCGAUUCGAAGUCCCCGCCACGGACAACAGUCAACAAGGUGAUCAGCACGCGACCUUCGGGACCAGAGGAGGGCAAGACAGACAACUUUCACGCCCGCGGUGGCAGCCACGGUUUGGAGGGAGCUCGAUCGUUACG